This is a messenger RNA of Zootermopsis nevadensis, 5278 nucleotides long. RefSeq lists its product as uncharacterized. Gene Ontology annotation, biological process: epidermal growth factor receptor signaling pathway. Lineage: Eukaryota; Metazoa; Arthropoda; Insecta; Blattodea; Termopsidae. The record is from RefSeq and is a predicted model, not a curated record. Gene Ontology annotation, molecular function: epidermal growth factor receptor binding; receptor ligand activity.
ACUAAGAAAAAUUAGGCGUCAUGUGUAAUGUUAUUAAAUAUUUCAUUCCUUUCUUUUAAUCUUAGUACCACUUACAGUAGUGCGAAUGUGCACCACAACCUCAAGUUCACCAUAUUAAAGAGGACUGCAUAUAAGUGUCUACUUUUAUAUUCUGCAUCUUCCAUUAAAACCCUGUCGUCAUUGGUAUGGCUGCUGCUGACGUUUAUGUGCGGAUGUUAAUGUGUGGGGUUAUGUUUUGUGUCCUGUAUAGUUAACAACAUUUUUAACAUAUCCCCAUGUGUGUUUGUAUUACGUAAUGUGUGUGCGUUUAUUCGAAUGAAAUUUUCUGCCAGUCUGGAACCCAAAGGACGCCUUUAACGUUACGAACAUCGAACGAAUUUUGAUAUUUCAACUCGCUCGAAGAGAUUUUUAACCAAUUUCUUAACGACUGGUUGUUGGUUUAUCGACGCACCAUACAUCAACAACAAGAAGGCGGUACAGAGGAAUGGAUGAGUAGGUGUCGGGCAGGAUUGCCCAAGUUCCUCUUCCCUGUCGGUACAUCCCUUACACUGCCGGGGUUGCUCUUCCAUUACGGACAUGUGUCUUCCAUCCCCGGACCUUCGCCACAAGGCCGAAGACGUCAUUUGUCGGAUUUUCCAACGGGUGUAGGUGGCGUCUCCGCCUGCUACCCGGCCCCUGCGGAGGCCCGGACCUCGCGGAGGGCCACCGCAUCCCCAGGUGGCGCCCACUGCAGAAUGCCGCCACCCCUCGCCACCUUCGUCCUAGUCGUUUCAACAGUCCUCAGCAUCGCGGACGCAUGUUCCAGCCGGUCGACUCCGAAGCCCCGGCCGCCUGUGCCCACGGCUCGCCCGAACAUCACAUUCCACACCUUCCCCUGUCCGCCGGCCUACAACACCUGGUACUGCCUGAACGGGGCCACCUGCUUCACGGUCAAGAUAGCCGACUCCUUGCUCUACAACUGCGAAUGUGCAGAGGGCUUUAUCGGACAGAGAUGCGAAUUCAAAGACUUGGACGGAUCCUAUAUGCCGUCAAAACAACGCAAAAUGUUCCAGACAGCAAGCAUAGCAGGUGGAGCCACGAUAGCAGUGUUCCUGGUUGUCAUCGUGUGUGUAGCUGUGUAUAUACACUUGCAACGGAAACAGAAAGAGACUCGAGCCAGCUGUGUGGACGGUAACAGUCGAGAUCCCGAGAGAGAAAGACGACCAUUUAGCCGCUCGCUGGCAAUCCCCAUGAUUCACCAGUCUGAGACAGCAUGUGAGCCAUCAGCACCAAAGGACCUCAGAGGAGCGCCAGGGCUGUUUCAUCCAACCGCCAGAGUCAUGCCGCAGCAUGGCAGUCAACAACAGCAGCCACCUCCAUAGUGACAAUGCAACGAGAUGCGUUGCAAGAGGAUAUCUCAUUGCUUCGUAGUCUGCAUGUUGCUAGUCCGGUGUCCACUCGCUUCCCCUCCAUUGUCCACUCACAUGAUUGUUUACUCGGUAUAGGAGAGAAGGACAGACAAUGUAUUUAUUGUGUAUUAUAUUGUGGGUUUAGUUAUUAGCGAAAGGCAAAAGAGAGAAAGAGUCUGAUAUGUGGUGGCCGAUGAGUGUGGAAUGCUUUUAUACUGAGUUUCUGAAACAUUUUUCUUGUUGAAAAUCAGACUAAACAGAACUGCCAUAAGGGGGAGUGGCACGAACUGUUAAUCUCUCAAUAUGAUGUCCAACAUAUUAAUAAUUUAUUUAACCUCUGAUGAAGACUGUAUAUAACAAUUUCUUGCAGUAAGUUGCAGAACAAGAGACAUGUGUUGACGUUCCGAUAGUGUUUGUGACAGUUAUUUGCCUUACGGUGUCGGAAGAUUGCUUUCUGAGACACUCUGAACAAUCGAGGAGCCCUGGAGAAAUUGGACAUGUAAACUGCAACAGCUGAGAAUACGCUUCAGGAUCCAGGUGGAUCCAUCUUUCGACUGAAAUGCUUAGGAGAUGAGGAUAGAGAAGAAUGUGUAAAUUGUGUACUAUUUUUGUCUCUCUCUCUCUCUGAAGCCCUACACAAAGUAAAUAUGAUGUUGUUGGCAAUUUCUUUUACUGCUUCAUGGCCUCAAUAUUUCUACCUGUUGGUUUGCCCAGGGUGUUGCAACAAUAAUGUGUUCUAUGUGAGUGUGUGUGAAAGAGAAAGGAUUUAACUAUGUAUGACACAUUCCGGAACAUAAUAGCGUUCAUUUCUAUACACCAAAAAUAAUAAUCACUAAACCAAAUAAUUUAAUCUCAGGUUCUUUUACUUACAAAGAAAUUCAAGAAAACAUAGAUGGUUUAAUAUUAAUAUACUUACAUUUCCCUGCAGUUUCUUAUUUGAUGCUCAAACACCAUGAUAUACUCCAGGCAUAGCAACACCUUGCAGAGAGUUGUACAUCAUGUGAACGGGUGGGCAUGUGCUCAACUGCUCCAUCACUGUUUGAACAGACAAGUCAUCCCAUUUUAUUUGUGGCAGCUAGAAAAUAUCCCAUGGGAAGAGAAAUUGAGCCAAAAUUCUUUUUAUACAUAAAUGAUGUUUUUCUCUAAAUCACAAGAUAUGUACAUUUUGUAGAUAAUUAUAAAUUAUCUUGUCUUUUGUUUUUUGCCUGUGUAUAAAUUUUGCCAUAUUCAACAGAAAAAGAAAUCCUUUCUAGUUUCUAAACCUCUUAAUAUGUACUUGGUUCCUAAUUUAUUGUAAUUUUUAGAAGAUAAUAUCUUUGCUAAAUUUGUUUGUUUUUUUAUUGUGCGUGGUGUACAUAAAUGUGGUGGCCUCUCUGGCAGCUAUUUCCAUCUGGUGGUGAUUUGUGGAAGUUUCAUUCCAGCUUUCUUGCUUGUUUUGCUUGCUACUCACACUUGGCCAGAGUUAUGUUUUAUUCCAUUUCCUUCCUGACACACACUGUUUAAUUAAAUACCAAAGAUUGAAAGUAGGAAACAAAAGAGGUCACCUUUUUAUAUGUUAUAUAUAGUUUCAUACCAAAGCAACAGUCAGAUCAGUCUGCUCAGAAAUGCUUCCCAAAAGUUUUCUGUGCAUCUAAGAAAACUGGUGAGGUACAUUCUAUUAUCUGUACCAGAAUGAUAGAAGCAUUCUCCCAAACCAAUAAGGGAAAGAUUCAAGAAAUAAAGCGUCAUCUAUGGUAUUAUGUAUAUUUAAAACUUACUUGUAAUGUGUUUCUCACAAGUCACACAUGCCCAUAUUAGAAUGUAGCUCAAAAAAUUAAAUAAUGGGAAGGAAAAUCAUAGGUAGAUACAGAGCAGUUUUCCAGAGUAAUGUUCCUAGAUUACAGUUAUGUCACACUCCAGCAAUACAGGUUGUUUUAAUACGUGUACCAUGGCUGCAGGGAAUCGUCUCAACCUUGUGUGCAGGCUUUGGUACAUUACAGCAGGCCACCAACUAAUUAAUGCGUAUAUUCUUGGAAAAUCAAAAUAACAUAAAAAGCCUCACACCAAAGCCAUUGAAGGUACAAUAUUUUUGUAAUUUUAUAUUAUUUGAAGGCCUGUGUACAGUGUUACAAGAUGGUUACCAGGUGGUAUUCUUGUGUUUGUAGAGUUAUUUAGUCGAGGUCUUAGCGGUAUCCAAGCUCUACAACGAUCGAAAUAUGAUUAGAUAUCUUUUAGUGCGAGGAUAUUUUGUCUCUUCAUUCUCGUAUUCAUUUUUACAAUGAUGUCUAUGCACAAGCACAUAACUGAAAUUUUUUUCUUGCUGCCAGAUGUCAUUCACGGAUCACAAGCUAGUCAGUCGUGAGAGGUUCCACAGUUACACGUGAAUUACAGCAAGGGCUGUAAUCACCACUGGAAUCACCACUAACUGUCGUGAUAAUAUGUUAUAUUAUGUAUAAUUAUUUUCCCACAAUUUGUAAAAUGCUUUAAUAUUUAAUUUAAAAUUUAUUUAAUAACUAAUUACCAUGAAGUAGAACUGUUGUAAAUAGAGUUUUUCCUCUGUUUUGUUCAGGUAUAGAAUUUUUAAAGAGUCAGUGUGUUAUCCUAUUUAAUAUGCGUUUCAGAAUAUUUUGUUUCUUUGGUAUCAUUAUAAUAAUACAAAGUUUGUUAACUGAUACUGUACCAACUCAAUUUUACAGACUCAUUUUUUUAAUAAUAGGGAAGUGUUUACUGGACCAUUUCCAAAUCAUUUAAUACCAAGUCUUUCACAGACUCUGUGUGUAUUUCACAUUAUCAUUAUAUUAAUUUCUUAGAUAAGUUUUGCAUUCUUCUAUAUAUUUUGGGAAAAGAAAGAAUGGGCGAUGAACAGAUGUGUAUUAGAAAGAGAUUGUAAUAUUUUACCUUUAGUUACAAUUGCAGUGUGAAAUCUGGCACAAAUAAAGCACCGUAUGAUUUCUGCAGCCAUGGUUAACGGUUAAGUGUUUAUUUAAGCAACAUUUCACUCAACCAAUCAUUCACAAGUUGAACACAUGAAUGGUUCAACAUAGCAAAUGUUUUCAGUAUUCAUUUAAACUUUCACAACUAUUUAUUUGUGGAAGUGUUAGCUACAGUGAUCAGAAAUCAGGGUAACAAACACAGCACUUGGCUCGAGACAUUUGAAUCACCAAAAAUGAGAAUAAUCCAUUUAGCAUUGGUGUUGUUUUCAAAUAAGUGCUGUUGUAUUCCUUUCUGUAAUGCAGCUGUUAAUUUAUGUGUAUUGAUCAACAGUGAUGCAUUCUAUGUGGUUAUAACAUAAAUGUCAUGUACAUACAAUUCUGUGUUCUGGGAAAUAGUAUUUCCUUCAGUUUUUCCCAUAGCCGGGUACAAUAAGUUGCAUAUGACCAUAUAGGAUAUAAUACUGUGUAAGCAGUAAAGGGGUUAAAUUGGACUGAUUGUGGUUGUAAUACUAGCAUUAGUAAAUGAUAUGACAUGUUUCAAAAAAAUGAAAUUUAUGUUGAAACCAAUAGACUUCAUCUGUUGCAACAAUGGUCUUUUCUGUUUUGAAAUAUUGGAUUAGAAACACAUUUUUGUACCGAAGAAAUUUUUUUUUGUGUAGUAUUUGUUGCAAGAUUGGGUGCAUGAUCAUCUUUGACCAUUACAAGUUCCAAACCUGUACUACUACUUCAUCCCAUCUUAUGCAACCACCAGCACACCCUGAAAUGACUAGGUCUGCCAUUACAAAACCUUUCUAAUACAAUUAAAAUCUAGACAAAGUUUAAACAAAGAACUAAUUUUGAACAACAAAAGUAUAAGUAAGAGUAACUUAGAAUGGCACACUUGUUAUCCAUUUCCAUUAUUUUAAUGGUGAGUUGAUGUCUUAAGAAUGAAGUAAAAAAGAAUUUUUUGUUCAAAAAUAAUAAAAUAGAAACCACUCA